AUGAGCUAUCAUGAAUUAAUUGGAAAAUAUGUUAACGAUCGCGAUGAAACGAUCGUUAGCCAACUAGGACAAUUAUUGAAAACGAAAGAAUUGGCAUUAGUAGAUUUUAUUGUUAGCAUUGGUGAUCAUCUUCAAAGUACAGAAUUAUCAAAACGAUCUAUAGCUUUAACAUUAGGUGCAAAUGUUCUCGAACAUUUGCCCAGUACAUUUUUGGAAUCAAAUGAAAUUCAUCAUUUAAUAGUUUUUUUAAGUGCAAAAAUGAGUGAUCAUCAUAUACUUGUACAGCCAUCUGUUCAAUUAUUUCGUAUAUUGGCUAAACAAGCCGCUAUCUGUGAUGAUGAUUGUUUAUUAAUAAUAAAAGCAAUAUUUUCUGAUGUCUAUGUACAAUCAUUUCCACAAGCAAGUCGAUAUAAUGUCUAUGUUAUUUUUUUACAUUUUCUUUUAUAUCGUCUUGAUGUUGUUCAACAAGUUGGCAGUGAUUUUGUUUGUAAUUUUAUACAAGCAAUGGAUGGUGAACGUGAUCCAAGAAAUCUGGUUCUAUGUUUUCAGUGUUUACAAUGCAUGACGAAGCAUUUAGAGAUUGAACCUUAUAAAGAAGAACUGUUUGAAGUUGUUGCAUGCUAUUUUCCAAUGGAAUAUAAACCAAAAGCGACAAAUAAUGAAAAUGAAGAAACGAUUACACACGAACAACUUGUUCUUUCGUUACGUAACGUUUUAACAUCGACAGGUAAAUUCGCUCAAUACUGUAUACCGAUGUUACUGGAAAAACUUGAUUCUGAUAUACCCAGUGCUCGUGUAGCUGCUAUGGAUCUUUUUAUUCAUUGUAUUAAUGAAUAUGAUGCUCGAGAUAUGAGUUCAUAUUUAGUUCCAUUAUGGAAUUUACUCAGUAAACAGGCUUUAUGUGCUGAAAAUCAAGAGGUGGAAAUCUAUGCACUUCAGGCUAUAACUACAUUGAUGCAAUUAAUUGGAAAAACGGCUCAAAAUGAUGAAACAGAAAUUUCAACAAAGAAAUUUGUUGAUCGAGCUAUUCGAGAAUGUGAUAAAUUUCUUAAAGAAUUCGAUUUACAACUUGUUUGGCCAGCAACAAAAGUUCUUCAAGCUGUUGCACGUGCUAAUUCAACUUGCUCAUCACUUAUAUGGUCAAUUAUACUUCCUUUACUGAUUAAACAAUUUAACAACUUAGAACAGACUAAACAUAAACGAAUAAUUCUCGAUAUGAUUACUUAUUUUGUUCAACCAACAGAUAUUCGCACUAUAAUCAAAUUACCUACUGAUGUAGGCGAUGAACUGUGGAUAGCCAUAUCAACGAACUUCGAACUAUUUCCAAGUCAGUGCCUUUCAUUAACGAGUAAUCUUUUGCAAAUCAAUACUAUGCCUGGCCAAGCACUUGAAGAUAAUUUAACAAAAUUUAUUUUACAUGAAAAUAUCAAUGAUGAAUUAAAAAUAAAAUUAGCGAGUGUUUUGAAGACGAUAGCAUCAUCCGCUGUAUUUGAUCGUCUAUGUACAAUUUUACUCACAAAUUUAAUCAAUUCAUGGACAGCAUCGAAAACAGUGCCAUCUAAUUUAACAUUAGAAUGCUGUGUUGAUUUAUGUUAUAAUUCUGAACGAUGUCAAGAACGUCUUGAACGCUUCUUUUUUCCAUCGCAACAAUUCAUUCGACUUCUACCAAAUCUUUUCAAAUAUUUAUCACAUUCAUAUAUAUUAACAAAUUUAUUUACACCUUUAUUUGAUUUGUUAUUAUCAUCUGUUGCUCAUGAUAAUUAUACAAAAACGUUUUGUUCUAAAUGUGGUUCUAUUGCUAAUGAAAGUUGCAAAGCAUUUGUUCAAAAUUUUUACGAAACAAAUUUAUUCGAAGAUUCUAUUUGGCAAUCUGAUAAACAAAGCAAUUUAUUAAUCGGCAUUUAUUUUCUAGGAAAUUUAAAACGAAAGGUUUUUGAAAGCGAAUUAGAAUUAAUUUUUAAUAAAAUCAAUGGAAAAUUAAUUGAGAAAAUACUUGAUCAAUCAUCGAAUGAAAUGAUUUCUAUCUAUUGUUAUUUCUAUGGAAAUUUAAUUAAUAAAUUAUCAUCAAUAAAUGAAAUACUUGAACAAAUUCAAUCGAUGCUAAAAUCGUGUGAAACAUCUCUUGACGAAAAACACAUUCGUUUAUGGACGAUUAUUGUUAAAGCAUUGAUUCUCUAUCGUCCUUCGUUUAUUGAACAAUAUAUUCCAACGUUAAUAACAUGGAUGCAAGAGAAAAAUGAAAUUGGUGAUAUAGCAUGUAAAUCAUUAAAAACUUUAACCAAUUUUGAUGAACAAAUUUUAUUGUUAUCAUCUGAAGCUGAUUGUAUUGUUCAUCCAAUGGUUAAACAGCUUAUUUUCAUGAAUAUCUUUUCGCAAAUGAAACCACUUUUGGCUAAUAAUGAAUUAUUACCAAGUCAAAUAAAUAUACUUGUUGAUUUAUUAAGCAAUGUACCAAAUGCAAUUAUUCACGAUGAAAUAGUCUUAUUAUUCCCUAUUUUAAUUCGAGCAUUAACAUCAUCAAAUGAAUCGGUUUGGCCAUCAUCACUCAAUUCCAUAUGUGAUCUUAUUAAAUCCGAUCCAAAUACUGUAGUUGAUCAUAUUGAUACACUUUUUUCAAGAUUACCAACUUUAGCAACUUAUAAAAAAGAUAUGUCGAUUCGUAUUACAAGUCUAAAAUGUUUGAAAUAUUUAACAAAAUUACCAAUACAUCAUAUUCAGCCAUAUCGACGUCAUAUAAUGCACGUAUUAAAGACAUGUGUUGAUGAUCAUAAACGUCUUGUAAGAAAACAAGCCGUCGAAACGCAAAUGUCAUGGUGUUUAUUGAAUGUGUAA
Rotaria socialis is the source of this 2832-nucleotide messenger RNA. The record is from the annotation of a GenBank genome assembly. NCBI's taxonomy places the organism in Eukaryota, Metazoa, Rotifera, Eurotatoria, Philodinida, Philodinidae.